AUGAACCAAGAUAUCAAUGAUAAAUCACCCAUGUUCCUGCCAUUGGUGAAUGGAUAUCAAUUGAAUCAGCAGGUGGUUCGUUUGUAUCAGCUCCAAGACCAAAUUGGAAGCGGUGGUUACGGGUUUGUCAUGUCUGCUAUUCAUCGUGAAACACAGAAGAGCGUGGCGGUAAAGUUUAUAUACAAACAUAAGCUGCCUGCUCAGUUCAAUGGCCCGGACGACAUACCAAGCGAGGUCUCCAUUCUCAAGCAAAUCAAGCAUCCUACAGUCAUUGAAUACAUUGAUAGCUAUCAGGAUGAAAUGUAUCAUUACCUAAUCAUGGAACUCUAUGGUUGCGAAUGGCCUUCUUCUCACCAAGCUUCAGACGACAGUAACAGCGAAGACAGCAGCUGUGAAAGCGAUACCUUUUCAGUAACUCCUCCAUCGCUGUGUCAAGACUAUCCUAUGCGACGAAGAAAUUCCAGUGAUCUAUUCGAAUGCAUUGAAAGCCAUACAAAACUGAGCGAAUCGCAGACUCAAAACAUUAUCAGACAGCUUGUGCAAUGCAUGAGCGAUCUCAGCGACCUGGGCAUAUACCACCGUGAUAUUAAAGAUGAGAACAUCGUUGUCGACUCCAACUUUCAGGUGAAAUUGGUGGAUUUUGGCUCGGCUAUUCAAAUACCUUCUGAUCUCCCUGAUCGCGAUCAAUUUACAAUGAACAAGUUCCAUGGCACUAUAACCUUUGCAUCUCCUGAGAUACUGUUGGGCCUCAACUACAAACCAGAGCCUGCUGAAGUUUGGUCAUUAGGCAUCUUGUUGUUUACCUUGCUUUACGGCCAGGUGCCAUUUGCCAAUUCAACGCAAGUUAUAUCCGGUAAUUGGAGGCGGCCAGCUAAAGAACCGAACUGUUCCCAUUCCUGCUUGGACCUGUUGGAUGGAAUGCUAAAGAAUAACCCUCAAAAACGACUAUCAAUUAAGAGUAUCUUGCAUCAUCCAUGGCUUCAAGUUAAAUGUGAACAACCAGCUUAA
This is a messenger RNA of Mucor velutinosus, 1008 nucleotides long. RefSeq names its product Tubulin beta chain (Beta tubulin). The record is from RefSeq and is a predicted model, not a curated record. Gene Ontology annotation, cellular component: cytosol; cytoplasm; nucleus. The coding region runs from base 1 to 1008 and encodes 335 amino acids. Gene Ontology annotation, molecular function: protein serine/threonine kinase activity; ATP binding. Lineage: Eukaryota; Fungi; Mucoromycota; Mucoromycetes; Mucorales; Mucoraceae. The transcript is spliced from 2 exons. Gene Ontology annotation, biological process: protein phosphorylation; negative regulation of glycogen biosynthetic process; intracellular signal transduction.